Molecule: messenger RNA, 1692 nt
Organism: Lachancea thermotolerans CBS 6340
Lineage: Eukaryota; Fungi; Ascomycota; Saccharomycetes; Saccharomycetales; Saccharomycetaceae
Gene: VAC8
Product: protein anchor VAC8
Exons: 1
Coding region: 1-1692 (563 amino acids)
Biological process (GO): nucleus-vacuole junction assembly; vacuole inheritance
Cellular component (GO): fungal-type vacuole membrane
Molecular function (GO): protein-membrane adaptor activity; protein binding
Source: RefSeq, a predicted model, not a curated record
AUGGGAGCGUGUUGUAGUUGCUUAAAUGAAUCCAGAGACGAUGCAAGCGUGCUUCCUAUAGCAGAUAAUGAACGAGAAGCGGUCACAUCACUCCUUGGAUACCUCGAAGACAAAGACCGCUUUGAUUUCUAUUCGGGGGGUCCACUCAAGGCACUGACUACAUUGGUUUAUUCGGACAACUUGAAUCUCCAACGCAGUGCAGCGCUAGCAUUCGCUGAAAUCACGGAGAAGUACGUGCGGCCAGUCAACCGUGAGGUUUUGGAGCCUAUCCUUAUACUGCUGCAGAGCAGCGACUCGCAGAUCCAAGUUGCGGCAUGCGCAGCCCUAGGUAAUCUGGCAGUGAAUAACGAGAACAAAAUCCUGAUUGUAGACAUGGGCGGUUUAGAGCCUCUGAUCAAUCAAAUGAUGAGUAGCAACGUGGAGGUGCAGUGUAACGCAGUCGGCUGCAUUACUAACUUGGCCACGCAGGACGGUAACAAGGCCAAGAUUGCGACUUCAGGUGCGUUAGUGCCACUCACAAAGUUGGCUAAGUCCAAGAACAUUCGUGUCCAGCGUAACGCUACAGGGGCGCUACUCAACAUGACACACUCAGGGGAAAACAGACGCGAGUUGGUAAACGCUGGAGCAGUUCCAGUGCUGGUGGCUUUGUUGUCGUCUGUAGAUGCGGAUGUCCAGUAUUACUGUACCACUGCAUUGUCAAACAUUGCUGUUGAUGAGUCAAACAGGAAGAAGUUGUCGCAAACGGAGCCUAGGUUGGUAUCGAAGCUGGUUGCGUUGAUGGACUCGCCAUCGGCCAGGGUAAAGUGCCAGGCAACUCUAGCAUUAAGAAAUCUUGCUUCCGACACCGGCUACCAGCUCGAGAUCGUUCGUGCUGGUGGACUGCCCCACUUGGCUAAACUAAUCCAGAGCGAUUCGAUGCCGCUGGUCUUAGCCAGUGUUGCGUGUAUCAGGAACAUCUCUAUCCAUCCGCUAAACGAAGGCCUAAUUGUGGACGCGGGCUUCUUGAAGCCUCUAGUUAAGCUUCUAGAUUUCAAAGCUUCCGAGGAGAUCCAGUGUCAUGCAGUUUCUACUUUGAGAAACUUGGCUGCGUCGUCCGAGAAAAACAGACAGGAAUUUUUUGAAAGUGGCGCGGUUGAAAAAUGCAAGGAGCUGGCGCUGGACUCGCCCAUGAGUGUGCAAAGCGAGAUAUCCGCAUGUUUCGCCAUCCUUGCCCUGGCAGACAAUUCCAAGGUGGAUUUGUUGGACUCUAACAUCCUCGAGGCGCUGAUCCCUAUGACCUUCUCAAAGAACCAGGAGGUCUCAGGGAACGCUGCCGCCGCUUUAGCUAACUUGUGUUCCAGGAUCAACAACUACGCGAGAAUCAUUGAGUCUUGGGAAACCCCAGGAGAUGGUAUUCGUGGUUUCCUGAUUAGGUUUUUGCGGAGUGAGUACCCCACUUUCGAGCACAUCGCCUUGUGGACUAUUCUACAGCUGUUGGAAAGCCAUGAUGAAACCGUGCUCAAGCUCAUAAAGGGAAACAAAGAGAUUAUCAAGAACAUAAAGCAUCUGUCGGAAGUCAACUUUGAAAGCGCGCAAAAGGCCUCAGCUGCAAUGAACUCGCAGGCCGGCUCUGGCUCUGGCUCGGACCAAUUCGACGAUGCUAGCCUCGAAUUGUACAACAUCACUCAACAAAUCAUUCAAUUUAUAGAUUGA